This is a messenger RNA of Acanthosepion pharaonis, 693 nucleotides long. The record is from the annotation of a GenBank genome assembly. Lineage: Eukaryota; Metazoa; Mollusca; Cephalopoda; Sepiida; Sepiidae.
AUGUCUAAUUUUGACUUAAGAGUAAAUUACAUUCUUCUUCUUUUUGUUCUUGAUCUUCAUUUCUUCUUUUUCUUCUUCUUCUUUUUCUUCUUCUUUUUCUUCUUCUUCUUUUUCUUCUUCUUCUUCUUUUUUCUGCUGUUCUUUUUCUUGUUCUUGUUCUUCUUCAUUAUUCUUGUUGUUAUUGUUCUUCCUAUUUUUCCUUUGCUUCUUCUUUUUCUUCUUCUUUUUCUUCUUCUUUUUCUUCUUCUUUUUCUUCUUCUUCUUUUUCUUCUUCUUCUUUUUUCUGCUGUUCUUUUUCUUGUUCUUGUUCUUCUUCAUUAUUCUUGUUGUUAUUGUUCUUCCUAUUUUUCCUUUGCUUCUUUUUCUUCUUCUUUUUCUUCUUCUUUUUCUUCUUCUUCUUUUUCUUCUUCUACUUCUUUUUCUUCUUCUUUUUGUUCAUUCUGUUUUUCUUCUUCUUUUUCUUCUUCCCUUUGUUCUUCUUUUUGCUUUCUUUUUGUUGUUGUUGCUCUUCUUUUUCUUCUUGUACUUUUUGUUGUUUUUCUUAUUCUUCCUCUUGUUCUUGUGCUUCUUCUUCUUCUUCUUCUUCAUGUUCCUCUUCUACCCCUUUUUUCUUGUUCUCCUUGUCUUUGUUAUUAUUGCUGUCCUUCUUUCUCCUCCUUCUCCUCUUCCUUCUUUUGCCUUCUUCUAUACUGA